CAACUUUCCUCUCCAUCUCAUCACCUCCACAGACUAGACGCAUCAUCUCACGCUCCGGGAAUGGGAUCUUUACUGGGUUCAAAGAAAAACUUCGAGUUCUUUCGAAUUUACGCUCUACAGAAGCUACUUUUCAAACUGCAGGGAUAGUUGUUACUGCAGGUGCAGGGUGACAGAACGAAGAGCCAUUGGCCAAUGACAUCCAAGACGCACGAUAAGUUGUCAGGGAGUUUUAGACGCUAGAAAUCAGUUGAACACCACGAAGUGAACGGCCUGAAUUUCAUGACUAGGAGAUUCUAGUCAAUUCAGACCACGGUUAGCCUACUUCAAUCGAGGCGUGCGUAAAAUAUUUGUGCGUAAAGUUGGAGCUUUUGCGCACGCUUAAAAUUUUGUUCUAGUGUGGCAGCUAAUGCAAGAACGUAAAAGUCAACUUUUAAAUCUGUGAGAAGUGUUUAUAUAAUCACAGCCAUGGCAAGAUGGUUCAGAGAUUUCCCCAUCAACCUGAAGACUGGAAAUGAAAGGGUCCGCUCGGCCUCUGAAUCUGGUCCGCAAACUCGACACAAACCCUCGUUUUCUCGUGACAGUCUGAAAGGAAAUCAGCGCAAAGAUGGGGGAGUGGGGGGGUUAUUGGCAGGGAGAAAUAGGAAAAAUUCGGCUACAGAACUGGGUCGUAACAACGCUGGUUCUGCUGGAACAGUCUGGGAUAGUCUCACAACUGGAAAAGGUCGCAAGAACUCCAAGGUCGAGACUGGGGCAUCAGAUGAGAUCCGCCAGGUCAGGACCUCUAGUUUGGCGCAAGCGUACAUCAGCAGGAUGAUCAAAGUGGACAAACAAGACAAGACCCCCAGACUCAACGGGAUAAGUGAACAGAAGCAGCCCGAGAACGAAAAGGGAAGGUCUGACAUUAAAACAACGCUCAUUAUCCUAGAGGACUACGCAGAUCCUUUUGAUGCAGAGAAAACCAAGGAGCAGAGGGAGGCUGAGAGAGCAGGAGUGAAUGAUGGGUACAUGGAGCCAUAUGAUGCCCAGGUCAUCAUCACAGAGGUCCGUAGACGGGGCUCCAAAGACCUCCUGAAAGUGUGUGUUCUGCUGGACCGAGGCAAGAGAGAGGGGAAGGGAGAAGAGGGAAAACCCACUCCCCCAAACAUCUAUGACAUACCGUAUGAGGGCGGGCUGGAAGGCGACAGUGGGGGGGUGUGGAUCCCUGUCACACGGCCAGAGUCUGACGUCCGUCCCGCUGGAGAGUACGAACUGCCCUGGGAGUGGAGAAAGGAGGACAUUGUUAGAGCACUGUCAGCUCAGUUUGAGGCAGUGGAUUGUUCUCCCAUGAAAGAGAACAGUUCAACCUCUGCCCGCCAGCAGCAGCAGCAGCAGCAGCAGCAGCAGCAGCAGCAGCAGCAGCAGCAGCAGCAGCAGCAGCAGCAGCAACAGCAGCAGCAGCAGCAACAGCAGCAGCACACCCUGAGGCAGAAGAACUGGAACCAUAAAAUACUUGUACCAUCUUCUCCGUCCUCCUCCUCGUCUCCCUCCUUUCCCUCCUCUCCUAUUCUCAAACUCUCCCCUCUCACGCCCCCAUCUCCCUCUUUCCCCACCCUCAAACUCUCACCCUCUUCUAGUCCGAACAAACUUUCCCCUCCGUCUCCUACCUCCCCCAGUGCCCCACUGGAGGUGGAGGCAGCCAAAGUGGACCCCAGCCCGCCCCUGGAGAAGCAGAGCUGGUACCAUGGCAGUGUGAGUCGGCAACAGGCUGAGGCUCAGCUGCAGCGCUGCAGGGAAGCCAGCUUCCUGGUGAGAGACAGCGAAUCAGGAACCAGCAAGUACUCCAUUGCUCUGAAGACCAGUCAGAGUUGUGUGCACAUCAUUGUGGCCCAGACAAAGAAUGUUAAGGGUUUGGGCUUCACACUGGAUCAGAGUAGUUGCGUCUUCUCCAGCAUCCCUGAGCUGGUCCAUCACUACUGCACACACAGACUGCCUUUCACUGGAGCAGAGCACAUACCCUGCAGCAUCCCUCUGAUCUGUGGAGCCUCUGAGGUAUGCCACAUCCGCCCCUCCCGCCUCCUCCCCCUGCUCCUCUGCGCGCCCCCCGCCCCGCCCCCGCCUCUCCAGCGCGUCGCAUCGCUGAGCGGUGUUCAGCACGGACAGCCAGCACCGCACGACCCAGCGCACAGCUUACCUGGCCCCGCCGAGGUAUUUCUAUUCUCCCCUUUUCGGGCGAAAAAGUGCGGACCGACGAAGAGACCUGAACUCACCAUGCCAGGUAGAGAGUGA
Molecule: messenger RNA, 2265 nt
Organism: Perca fluviatilis (European perch)
Lineage: Eukaryota; Metazoa; Chordata; Actinopteri; Perciformes; Percidae
Gene: she
Product: Src homology 2 domain containing E
Exons: 7
Coding region: 466-2265 (599 amino acids)
Molecular function (GO): phosphotyrosine residue binding
Source: RefSeq, a predicted model, not a curated record